AUGAGGUUAGACCAUGAUGACUUCGAGGAAUUUGUACUGUCCGGCAAACAAGGGUUUACCUUCAGUUCUGAAAUAUCCCUUGUUGAGUUCUUAGAUGAUGCUAAUGCAUAUGUGCUGCCAGUGUCAUUAACAAGUUUUGGGUUACCUAUUUUCGUAGCUUCAAAACUUGUCAAGGAAAAAUAUUCUUGUUAUUUUCAGAAGUUUCUUUCUAUGCCCUUUUCUCUAGCAGUGGGUACAGAGCCAUUGGAUGGUCUUUUCACUAUAAAUUCGAACCCAUUCCAACUGGAGACAUUUGAGAACAUUUUGCUAACUUGGGUAACCCAACCUACUGCUCGAUUUUUACUAGAUGGCAUGCAUUACCAUGGUGUGCUGAGCAAGGCAUUUCUAUCAGCUUCACAGAGGCUUUUGCAAGUUAUAGAGGUUAUUUCUAAGUACAUGAGUCCAUUGGUAGCUUCCUAUCUUGCUUAUGCAAAUCAAAUCCAUGUGGUUCUUGCCUUCUAUAUUGACAGCAUUGGUAUAAUAACUGAUUUUGGCAAGCAUUUUGAUGGUGAUGAGUAUGUAUCAUGGUGCCACUUCAAUGCUAAAUACAAUGUCGACCUCAUGGCAGCCUUGUUUAUGGCUCAUACGACUCAUAUUCGUUUAAUGGAGAGGUACUUUCCAGAUCCAACUACCUCAUUGCCUCCUGCUCAGGUUCUACCUCUACACAUAUGGAAUGAAGUUUUGCGCAGUAAUUUUGUUCUAGUUGAUCAUUUUCAUCACCAUGGUAUAUGGAGAGUUACCUUGGCAAAUAUGAGAGCAGCACUAGAUUCUGCAAUUUGGUUUUCUGUGUUCAAGGGAUUUACUAUAAUUGGUUGGAAUCAUUUCACUGCUCUAGUUCGUGUGAACAUGAUCCAUAUUCUUUAUGGGGAAGGAAUACAACCCUCACUUUCACGAAGUGUUCGGGGUUCAAACAAGACAGAGUGGAAGAGAAAUGAUUACCUGAUUCGCUUUUUCACCUCUACAUAUUCCAGAGUAAUGAGUCCCCUGUAAUAUGGUUCUUCAAGAGUGAGAUGUCACUUACAGCUGGGAUUAGACCCGUUUGUUCCGUAGUGUACCAGAUGACAAACAUAUUUGGUGGUGUGCCAAAUAGAAGUGUGCCAGCUGAGAUCUCUUCGAAUUCUUUUGGUGUAUUGCUGAACAACAAUUGGCCUUCACUCACUAAUCUUGAGGUAUUCAAUGGCUUCGCGACAAGGUAUUUUCCAUACUAUUUUUGGGCCUCCAACCUAUUUCCAGAGCAUGAUUCAGAGGCUUUCGAAUAUGAUGAAGAAACCUGUAUUUUGCUUGACCAUUCACUGGAGAUGCUGCUUGCUAUGAAAUGGGUGCUAUUGGUACAACAUACCCUAUUUCUUGCCAUCUUUAAUUCAAUCUAUCUACCACACGAGUUGGUGGUUGGUGAUGCAAUAAGGCUGAUUGUUCUCGUGUUGAGUGUUGUCAAGAUCAGUGUGCUUCAACUAUUUUAUUCCAUCUCAAAGUAUUUGGCAAGACUGCCUGAUUUCAUUUUGGCAGGAUCUGAGUUACUGAUAUUUGUUUUUUGGGUGAACACACCGAAGAUGUUUUGGAAGAACAUGGUUCGUGAUUUAAAGCCCAUACAGAAGCUAAUACUGAAUAUGAGUAUGGUACACCGUUUGACAAAUUGGCUGGCCUCUUUCCAGACUGCUGCAUGCUUCUUUCUCGGUUUGAGAGGCUUGAGGACAAGCCUCAUCUUAAGGGGCUAGAAUUGAUGCGACUCUAAGUUAUUGGGCCUUCUAUUAGAUCAAUUAGACCAGCUAUUGUUGUUAUUAGCUAUUAGGCCUAUUAAAUUUGUGAUAUCAUUAGGCCCAUUUAUAUCUAAACCCUAGCUAUCUUUGGGUGUAUUUAAACCCUUUUUAUAAUGAAAAGAGACUAUGAAUGAAGAUAUGAAUUUCCUUUGA
Molecule: messenger RNA, 1949 nt
Organism: Pyrus x bretschneideri (Chinese white pear)
Lineage: Eukaryota; Viridiplantae; Streptophyta; Magnoliopsida; Rosales; Rosaceae
Exons: 2
Coding region: 1-1029 (342 amino acids)
Source: RefSeq, a predicted model, not a curated record